Molecule: messenger RNA, 1311 nt
Organism: Parasteatoda tepidariorum (common house spider)
Lineage: Eukaryota; Metazoa; Arthropoda; Arachnida; Araneae; Theridiidae
Product: putative inorganic phosphate cotransporter
Biological process (GO): transmembrane transport; monoatomic anion transport
Cellular component (GO): membrane
Molecular function (GO): transmembrane transporter activity
Source: RefSeq, a predicted model, not a curated record
UUCUAAUCACGGUGAACAGGUCACUAGACCUUCAAGAAUAUUCACUAGACAAUUUUUAUUUAUGUUUAAAUGGUCAUGAAAACGAUAAGUGAUUGGAAAUAUUUAGAUAUCUCUUUUUAUCGCAAAACGGACUGCGCAUUGUAUUACUACAUUGAAAAAAUAUUAUUUCCGCAUGAAUUUAAUUCGAAAAUAUUCAAACUGUUUUAAUAGCUUCUAGAAAAACAAAUAUUUAAAGUAUUUAUAACAGUUUAGUUUUUGAACGGAUUGUUCUUCUAGUGGAGUUUUAAAUUUCGAAUAUGAAGUUCCAAUGUCAGUUAAUUAAUCAAAAAUGGGAAAGGUUUUAUUUUCCAAAAAGGUACAUAGUUGCAAUACUAGGAUUUUUAGGAAUAUUUAAUAUUUUUACUAUGAGAGUGAGCAUGAGCAUGAGUAUAGUAGCCAUGGUUAAUCAUACAUAUGAAUCAACUAUAAAUAGUUCCUACAGCGAAACUGAAGAAUGUCAGAAUCUAGAGCACAGAAAUACAGCGUUGAGUGAGGAUAAUUUAUAUAAAGGUAAUAAAUAUAAUUGGGAUUCCACCAUUCAAGCCACCAUACUAGGAUCUUAUUAUUAUGGUUACAUAUUGACUCAACUGCCAGCAGGUGUUUUGGCUGAAAAAUUUGGUGCAAAAUGGUUAUUUGGAGGUGGACUAUUUGUAACAGCUGUAUUCUCUUUGUUAACUCCUGUAUUUACAGCCUGGGGACCUGUCGUUCUCAGUACAUUACGUGCUUUACAAGGACUGGCUGAUGGAGUGACUAUUCCGUCAAUAAACCUGAUCAUAAGCACGUGGUCUCCAAAAAAUGAAAGAAGUAGACUCUCAACUAUAAUAUUCACUGGUGGACAAAUUGGUAUGGUUACUGCAAUGCCCAUAGCAGCUCUGCUAUGUAGUACAGAUUUGCUUGGAGGAUGGCCAUCAGUAUUUUACGUCUUUGGUAAUUCUUUCUUUUUUUAAAAAAAAAGACUUAAAACAAUACUAGGGGUUAACUGCUUAGCUUUUGGCAAAAGGCUUCAUAACUUUUAGUAUAAGGUAUAAUUUUGCCGUCAUUUUAAAUAUUUCACUAUUCAAUACUGCGAAUAUUUCAAUACUGUUACUUUUUAUACAUAAGCUUUGAAUAUUUGAUAUGUAACUGUGAAAAAAUUACCUAAAUUCAAAUUUACAGAAGUAAAAAUACUUAACCGUUUACAUAUCAAUGUUCUAUUUUUGGAACAUACCCAUAGAUUGCCAACUUUUACUCAUUAUGCGUGAAAUUUUAAUUUUACAUUUAAAGUGAUAGAAA